AUUGCCAUUCAAAACAACUAAAGAGAAAGUUAAGAUACAAGAACAACUUCAAACUUUUCUUUCUCUUUCUCUCAAAACAACAACAACAACAACAACAACAAAAAAGAGAAACUUUGUUAACUUUGUUCAUCACUUGUACUAGUACUACUACAUCAAAGCAAAGCAAAGUGUAUUCAAGAACAGCUACUACUCCAUUAUCAAGAAGAAGAAGAAGAAAAUAUGCAGCCACAAAGUUUCAUGAACCCGGUUCACUUCCAAAGCAACUCAGAAAUGUCACAAAUUCUACCAUGGACACUUCCACCGGUUCAACCUUUCAUGAACCCGGUUCAUCACCACCAUGACCCUUUUCUCCUCCCCCCUCCCCCCUCGCCCUAUGGUUUAUUCAACCGUAGGCCACAAUUUGGAUACGAGGGGGGCGGGGGAGGAGGAGCCACGUCAUCAUCAUCAUCAGACCAUCACGGCCUCCGCUUCAUCUCUGAUACAUUAGUAGGUCAAGUGGUUCAUCAUCAUCAACCCGGUUCUGUUUCAGUAGCAGCACCUUUUGGUUUACAAGCUGAGUUACAAAAAAUGACAGCUCAAGAGAUUAUGGAUGCUAAAGCAUUGGCAGCAUCAAAGAGUCAUAGUGAAGCAGAAAGGAGACGUAGAGAAAGAAUCAAUAAUCAUCUUGCUAAAUUGAGAAGCCUUCUUCCUAAUACUACAAAAACAGACAAAGCAUCGUUGUUAGCAGAAGUGAUACAACAUGUGAAAGAGCUAAAAAGACAAACAUCCUUAAUAGCAGAAACAAGUCCUGUCCCAACUGAAAUUGAUGAAUUAACAGUUGACAAUGCAACAUCAGAUGAAGAUGGUAAGUUCUUAAUAAAGGCAUCUUUGUGCUGUGAAGACAGAUCUGAUCUAUUGCCUGAUUUAAUCAAGACAUUGAAAGCACUAAGGUUAAAAACAUUAAAAGCUGAGAUAACAACACUUGGUGGACGUGUUAGAAAUGUGUUGUUCAUAACUCCAGAUGAUUAUUAUUGUAAUAAUCAAGAAUUAGAUACGUGCUCCAAUGGAGGUGAUGAUGAUGAUGAUUGUCAAAUGCAGCAGCCACAGUAUUGUAUAAGUUCAAUUCAAGAAGCACUUAAAGCUGUCAUGGAGAAAUCAAGUGGUGAUGAUUCUACUUCAGCAAGUGUUAAGAGACAAAGAACUAACAACAUCAACAUCCUUACUUAAUUAGUAGUACUAGUACUUCUCUUACUUUUUUGUGUGGGUUAUUAUUAUUAUUAAUUAUUAUUGGGAUUUUUGGGUGUUUUUUUUUUUUUUCUCUUUUCAACUUCUUUGACCGAUAUAGAGUGUUGGGUUGGUUGUGUCCAGGGUUUUGGUCUAGUGGUAAGAGCGAAAUUUUUAUUAUCUGAGUCGUAGAUUGGAACCCUACCAUGGUCAGGUAUCGUAAGUGGAGAAAUAUAGAGGGUCAGGUUCAGUAUCGGUAGAUUUUGAAACCUAGUGCUAUUGAUUGUUGGAGAUUUCUUGAUUAUAAGAAAAAGAAUAUGUAGUUUAGCGGUGGUGAUUUGCACCCUACCAUGGUCAGAUAUCGUAAGUGGAGAAGUAUAGAGUGUCAGGUUCAGUAUCGGUAGAUUUUGAAACCGAGUGCUAUUGAUUUUUGGAGAUUUCUCGAUUAUAAGAAAAAGAAUAUGUAGUUUGGUGGUGGUGAUUUGCUUUUCUUUUCUUUUUUUAACGGUGUUGGGUGGGGUGGGGGUGUCCAAAACAUCCUUUUGCCUCGUGUCAUGUUCGCGAUCAAAAGUCUAAUAUCAACUGGUUUUUGAAUCGCGCAUCAUUGACUCUCAGAAAUUUCUCUACAACCAAAUAGAAAAUAUGAAGAGGGGUUGUUUUUUUUUUUUUUUUUUUUUUUUUUGGUGAUGUCCAAACGAAAGUGUCUCAAUCAAUUGGCUCAUGUCAAUGUCAUGUUGAUCAACAGUUGGAAGAAAAGAAAAAUAUGAAGGGAAAAGGAUCUUUUUCGUGAAGAGAGACAAGUUAUAAGAAAAACCUAAGAUAGAAAUCUGGUGAAGUAAUUUGAUUACGUUGGUGUUUCAAAAUAUCAAACAUGCUGUUUGUCUUUUUGUUUUCUAGUGUGAAAUUUCCCUGUCACCUUCUUUCUUAUGUAUGGUGACGUUAUGGUGGGAGUGUGGGGGUGGGGUGGGGUGGGGUGGGGUGGGGUGGGGGGGGAGAAUUUGUAAAUAUAUUUAUUUACUAGUGUUUGUUGUGGUACCUAUGUAUUUGCCUUGUACUUUUCUUCUCAAGGCAUAAUGCUAUCUUCCCUUAUGUUUUUUCUUACAUUUUUUAUGAUUAAGUUUGUUGUGGGGUGAUGGUAUUUUGAUUUUCUAUUUUUGCUUUGUUGGGGUGUUGAGUUAAAUAUUUAUGUAACAAGGGUGAUGGGAAGAUUAUUAUAUAUCAAUGAAGUUAUAUUUUACUUACUA
Molecule: messenger RNA, 2447 nt
Organism: Capsicum annuum
Lineage: Eukaryota; Viridiplantae; Streptophyta; Magnoliopsida; Solanales; Solanaceae
Product: transcription factor bHLH30
Exons: 3
Coding region: 220-1206 (328 amino acids)
Biological process (GO): regulation of DNA-templated transcription
Molecular function (GO): protein dimerization activity; DNA-binding transcription factor activity
Source: RefSeq, a predicted model, not a curated record